AGGAUUCAGUAUCAUUAAAAUCCUCGGCAAUUUAUAAAUCCAAUUUAAAAAUUCUUAAAAAUUGUUAAAUAGAAGAUUUAAUAAUGGAAAUAGCUUUAAGGAGAAGAAAUAUUUUACGUCAGGUUCUGUUAACAAUUGGAGUUGCAACAGGUUCUUUGAACAUGGGUCUUGCUCUGGGAUGGUGUAGUCCAGCACUAUCAGAUCUACUAUCUGUAGAUUCAAAACCUUGUGAUAGAAUAACUCUGGCGCAAUCUGGAUGGGUUGGGAGUCUUCUAUCCCUUGGUGCUAUGCUGCAAGUGCCUAUCUUUGGAAUUAUGAUGGAAAAACUUGGAAGAAAAAGAUUUCUAAUGAUCACAGCAGUUCCUAUUGGAGUUGGAUGGAUGCUUAUAUCUUUUGGGACUACACUUCUACAAAUAUAUAUUUCAAGAAUUCUCAUCGGAUUUUCGGCCGGCAUAUAUUCUGUGUUGGUAUCUAUUUAUGCUGGUGAGGUAGGUUCUCCAGAGCUUAGAGGAGUAUUGGGAGCCAUCUGUCAGCUUUUUGUUAUACUUGGAAUUGUUUUAAUGUACUGCAGUGGGCUUGUUCUGAAAUGGAAUGAGCUAGGCUAUAUUGGAAUAUCUGUAACUGUCGCCUCUUUCAUAAUUUCCUUGAUCAUUCCUGAAACCCCAGUAUGGUUAGCAAGACAGGGGAGGUUGGAAGAAGCCAGGGUAGUUCUAAAGUGGCUUCAGAGCACUGAUGACGAUUCAAAAAUUGAAAAUGAAAUUAUCAAUUUUGAAGAAAGUAAAACUUGUAAAGGAAAUGGUCCCUUAUUUAGACAUCCUACUGUUAUAAAGCCUGUACUACUGAUCUCAAUGAUAAUACUUAUAAACCAAGCAAACGGGAUAAGUGUUAUUAUAACCUUCCAGAAUGAGAUAUUUAGCUCGGCUGGUGUUGAUCUCUCAUCUAGAGUUUCAUCAGUGAUUGUUGGGAUUUCAAUGCUUAUAUCUACAAUAGCUUCAUUCUUCGCUGUACGAUCAUUUGAUAGAAAACCAUUGCUUGUCAGCAGUUUAAUGAUGAUGUCUGUGGCAAUGACAGGAUUUGGAAUGUAUUUCUAUUUUACUCCUGGGCCUAAGUUUAACUGGGUGCCUAUUAUCUGCCUGCUGGCAUUUAUUAUACCCUUCUGCCUUGGACCUGGACCUCUUACUUGGAUUCUUCUUUCAGAUCUUAGUAUACCUCAAGCAGCAGCAGCAGUUGGAAGUGUUGCAUCUCUCUUAAACUGGGGAUUUGCUUUCAUCUUUACAACAGUAUUUGGCGGAAUGGAGGAGAUGUUGGGAAAGUGUGGAGUAUUCUGGUUCUACGGUUUCAGUUCAAUUAUCGGUGGUAUUUUUGUGUUAUUAUUUCUACCAGAAACACGAGGGAAAUCUAGGAGGGAAAUAGAGCAGAUGCUAAUGUAAAUUAUUUUUAUAUUUUGUUAUGAAAUAUAGUAUUGGUUAAAC
Eurytemora carolleeae is the source of this 1472-nucleotide messenger RNA. RefSeq names its product facilitated trehalose transporter Tret1. The transcript is spliced from 12 exons. The record is from RefSeq and is a predicted model, not a curated record. Gene Ontology annotation, biological process: transmembrane transport. Gene Ontology annotation, cellular component: membrane. Gene Ontology annotation, molecular function: transmembrane transporter activity. NCBI's taxonomy places the organism in Eukaryota, Metazoa, Arthropoda, Copepoda, Calanoida, Temoridae. The coding region runs from base 84 to 1430 and encodes 448 amino acids.